AUGUCAGAGCCACGCGGCCGCACCGAUCUGCUCAAGCCCAGCUUCGAGCCGCACGCGCCGGCGCAGCCGCUGGGACACUCGCUGCUUCACGGGCCGCCGCGCGCGCAGCACAUCGUCGUCGUGCUCGGCGUGGGGCCUGGCCUGGGCCUCGAUGUUGCUCGCAUCUUUGCGGCACAGGGAUACGCCGUGGCGAUCCUGUCCAGGACCAAGGCGCGGCUCGAUGCCUGGGCAGUCGAGGUGAGCCUCGCUUCGCGUGUGCUCAGAGUGGCGCCCGCUCGUCCGCUCUCGCUGGCGUUUGGCUGUGACGUGCUCGACUCGGCCGCCAUCAUUCAGGCGGUCAAGGACAUCCAAGCAGCGUGGCCUGAGCGAAAGAUUGGAACUUGUGUCUACAACGCCAGCGUACGCAAGCGUGGUCCCUUCCUAGAGCAGAGACCAGAGCAAGUGCGUGAUGGCGUGCAGGGAAGCAUCUUUGCCGGCUUCGCCUUCCUGCAGAGCGUCAUUGGCGCCAUGGUGCAGCACAACAACGGCGCCGGCGGCUCGGUGCUCGUGACGGGUGCGACGUCGUCGACGCGCGGCCGCGAGGGCUUCGCUGGCUUCGCCGCGAGCAAGUCAGGCCUGCGUGCCAUCUGCCAGUCCGUCGCUCGCGAAUUCGGUCCCCAGAACAUCCACGUCGCACAUAUCAUCGUCGACGGCGUCAUCGAGAGCCAGACGAUGCUCGACCGCUUCGACUUCCCCAAGGGCUCCCGCUUCCCGGACGGCGCGGCUCUGCUCUCGCCCGAGAUGGCGAAGACGUGGCUCUUCCUCGCUCAGCAGCGGCCGAACGCGUGGACGUUCGAGAUGGACCUGCGCCCAGCCAAGGAGCACUUCUGACGGAGAACCAGCGCACACAUCACGGGCAGAGUACGUCGCAGUCAUGUAAUUUCCACGAGGCGCAAACGGCGACCGCGAGGCCAGCGCGAGCGACGGGCAGAGACGACAUGCACCGAGCGCGAAGUGCAAUGAGAGUGAGCUGCUCGUCGAAGCUGCACGCCGGCAGCGAGCGUGUGGACAGAUUGAGGUGGUGUUGACUUUUGAUGGGCGGAUAGGGAAAUGAGACGGCGUUGAAGCGAUCUGAGGGAAGAGUGGUGAGCAUGAUGAUGAUAGGCGCGGUCUGCAUCGAGGAGCAAGACGAGCAGACUAGGCUGCCGGCGUCUGCACGGUUACACAUCUGACCCGCCCGGCCCUGUCUCGUCCCUCCUUUGCGCCUGUCCUUCUCUUCGCUUCGAGGAAGCCACCUCACCUCCUCGCUCUCUUCAUCUG
Messenger RNA from Tilletiopsis washingtonensis, 1299 nucleotides. Its product is annotated as NAD(P)-binding protein. The transcript has 10 exons. The record is from RefSeq and is a predicted model, not a curated record. Lineage: Eukaryota; Fungi; Basidiomycota; Exobasidiomycetes; Entylomatales. Bases 1 to 870 code for a protein of 289 amino acids.